This is a messenger RNA of Talaromyces stipitatus ATCC 10500, 2507 nucleotides long. RefSeq names its product bZIP transcription factor (MetR), putative. Gene Ontology annotation, molecular function: DNA-binding transcription activator activity, RNA polymerase II-specific; RNA polymerase II transcription regulatory region sequence-specific DNA binding. Gene Ontology annotation, biological process: regulation of transcription by RNA polymerase II. Gene Ontology annotation, cellular component: nucleus. The coding region runs from base 250 to 1152 and encodes 300 amino acids. The record is from RefSeq and is a predicted model, not a curated record. The transcript has 2 exons. NCBI's taxonomy places the organism in Eukaryota, Fungi, Ascomycota, Eurotiomycetes, Eurotiales, Trichocomaceae.
AUCUACAUUUCAAUCUCUUGAUAGUUGAUCUGGGGUUACGAGAGACAGCACGAUAUAUGCUACGAGGCAGCGAGCGUUACGUUUGAAUUGCAACUGCUGGGUUUCCCGCUUUGCUGUCACACCCGCUGGAGGGGUCCCGUCUGUCGUUACCCGAGUCCGUCCAUGUUGUGUUUGAUCAACGAAACCAUCAGUCUGUGAAGGAAACAAACAUCUUUUAAAAAAGAGGUUGGAAAGACAAGGCACAUCAUCAUGUCGAGUUACGGGGGCCGCCGAGCGCCCAAUUUCGCUCAAUACCUCGAGGAUCUCAACACGAUCCCAUCACCCUACGACCAAUCCGUCCAACAGCAAGAAGCCGAGCCCUUCAACAUUGAUGCCGAGCUAGCACUCUUCACAAACACCGAGUUCUUGGACUUUGGUCACUUUGGGGAUAUGAACAUGCCGUUGGGAUUCAGCCCCGCCGAGGAGGAACAGCACAAGGCGCAUGAAGAGAAGCAUGCUGCUGUUGAAAAGCACACUGAAAUGAAUUAUAUGGAUUUGUUGAAUGACCUGGGCAACAUGCCCGAUUACACCUCCAAUUUCACCUCGGAGGAAUCGCACAACCUGCAACACAUGAACUCGACCUUUCACUCCAUACCCACUGUUCAGAAUACACCACACCCAGUAGAAGAGACCACCGGCCCAGUACAACAACAACCACCCCGCGUCCCCAAGACCGAGAUCCCCUCACCAACAAACAUCUCCUCCUUCGUGUCUACCCCAAUGCAAAUAGCAGGCACAAAACGCAAACAAUCCCACGACUCCAAAACCCUCGACGAAGCCGCCCGUGCCGCAGCCGAAGAAGACAAACGUCGUCGCAACACAGCCGCCAGCGCCCGCUUCCGCGUAAAGAAGAAGCAACGCGAACAAGCGCUCGAAAAAUCGGUCAAGGAGGCAAGCGAGAAAAACGCUGUGUUGGAAGCACGCGUCUCACAACUAGAGCUUGAGAAUCAGUGGUUGAAGAACUUGAUUACUGAGAAGAACGGCUCUGAGUCUGGAGAAGGAAAACAGCGAAGCGAGACUGAUAUUGCGCAUAUGUUUAAGAAUUUCUUGGCUAGUCAUAAGGCGGGGAAGGAGCAAUCAUCCGAGUCCAAGAUUGGGGUUGGCACUGCUUAAGUAGAGGGAAAAAAAAGCAAAAAAAAAAAAUUCGAAAAACCACCAAAAAAAGGGAACAUGAUAGAAUACUACAGCAGUUUACGUCCAGCCUUUAUAUCAUAAGGUUAGGGAUUAUUAUUACGAGUUACACGCGCAGCUUUUGUGAUGAGUCAUUUCUUGCUUUAUGUCUUCAAUGUCUAUACCUUUUCUAUUACUUAUGAUACUCGCCUCUUUUCAUUUCUGCUUCGAAAUGGUCAUCGGAGAAUGUGUGAUGUGAGGUCGUUGUUUUGACCUAUUAUCAUUAUUAUACCAGAGGAAUUCCUCAUCAUGGUAAGCGGACGGCGGUGUUGAUUGAUUUUUUCCAGUGCGAUGCUAGUUUACAAUUAUGAGAUAAUGAUUCUCUACUUCAUUUCAUACUUCUCCAUACUUCUUGAUGAUGCAUGAAUUGUGAAUGUAGUAUACAUGUAAUUGCAAGGAAGUAUUCGUUCAUAAGGUAAAGUGAUCAUUCGUCGGGUUGGAUAACGUAACGGAAACAAACAGAGGUAUGAUAUUAUGCGUGUGGUCAUAAGCGGGUUGAAUGAAGUUGGAAACAGAACUGGAUGAUAGGCUAUUGCUUGGCCUUUUCAUCAAUAGAAGAUUCCGGAUCCCCAUUUGCAAGACUAUUUUCUUGAUUCGCUUCUUCCGUCUUUUCUGACGAUUCAUCAAUUUCACAUCGUUGAUGAGCACCGCCUUCUUCACCCUCGCCUGAAAUUUCACCCCAUCCAGAACUUCGACGACUUAUCCUACCUGGCAUUGCACCUGGUGUGAUCGCAGCGGCGGCGGAAGUGUUAUUGUUCAGGGUACUUCCUAUCGUUCCAGAGACACUACCAGCUGCGCUAUCGUUGCGAGUGUGUGAGUGUGUACCGCUUCGAAUACUACCGUUAUCUCCUUGCUUGCCGGCGGCAAUCAGACUGCUCCUAUCACCACCACCAUGGACAAGAGGUGGCACAGUCCCCGAGGCGGAGUAGACACUAAUCCGUUCGGCGCUAGCUAGACCUCCGAGACUCUGUCGGCUCAGUACACCGGAUGCAUUUGUAAUAGAUGCAUUGGAUGCAUCGGCCCCGACGUUAGCGCUGAGUACGCUCAAGGGUAGACUCUCGCGACUACCGCCAAACACCGAAGAAGGCGCCAAAGCUCGCAUGGAGGCAUUGGUGUCGAGAGAGUUUCUACGUCGACGUUUCGAGGAUGAUGCAAGCGUGAGAAUGGAUGCGUUAUCGGUCAGGAUAUUGUUGGCUGUUGCGGAACUGUAUGUCGUCGGAUGGCCCGUCAUAGCCACAUGCGGUGGAACAGCAGAUGCAGGUGAAGGUGGGAAUUGAUGCGCAAAUUGAGUCUGUUGU